AUGACCCAAGCACCCUCCUGGCGCAAUAUGUGCAUCGAGAUGAAGGAGAGCGUCGCUCUCCUUCACCAUGUUCUGCACGCUCUGCUCGCGGCCGACGCCGCAUCUAAUGCGCGCUACAAGCUUCUCACGUGCCGCUGCACGCAGUGCAAGACGGCGGCGCCCUACGCGGCGUGUCCCUGGAGAGGCAAGGUGCUGGUGUGUCUCGACCGGAUGGUGGUGUCGCUCUUUGAGGCUGGCAUGCAAGUGACCAGCGCGAAGCCUCCUCGCACCCCCAACCUCACAGCACCCCAAAAGGAACUCGCGAGGCAGAUGGCACAAGCGGGCAUGAAGCCGGCUCGCAUCCGAACGGCGAUGCUGCAGCAGCUCUCGCUGCAGCCGAGCUAG
Molecule: messenger RNA, 384 nt
Organism: Phytophthora sojae
Lineage: Eukaryota; Oomycota; Peronosporomycetes; Peronosporales; Peronosporaceae
Exons: 2
Coding region: 1-384 (127 amino acids)
Source: RefSeq, a predicted model, not a curated record